This is a messenger RNA of Nannospalax galili (Upper Galilee mountains blind mole rat), 876 nucleotides long. Its product is annotated as olfactory receptor 502-like. The coding region runs from base 1 to 876 and encodes 291 amino acids. Gene Ontology annotation, molecular function: olfactory receptor activity; G protein-coupled receptor activity; odorant binding. Lineage: Eukaryota; Metazoa; Chordata; Mammalia; Rodentia; Spalacidae. Gene Ontology annotation, biological process: G protein-coupled receptor signaling pathway; sensory perception of smell. Gene Ontology annotation, cellular component: membrane. The transcript has a single exon. The record is from RefSeq and is a predicted model, not a curated record.
AUGGAUUUCCUUGUGGAUGGGAACCACACAGCAGUGACACAGUUCAUCUUACUUGGUUUAACAAAUGACCCAGUCCUUCGAGUCAUCCUCUUCAUCAUCAUCAUGUGCAUCUACCUGGUGACCAUGUUUGGAAACCUCAGCACAAUCCUGCUAAUCAGAAUCUCUCCUCAGCUCCAUCACCCCAUGUACUUUUUACUGAGCCACUUGGCUUCUACUGACAUUGGCUACUCAUCCUCUGUCACACCCAAUAUGCUAGUUCACUUCCUGGUGGAGAGAAAAACUAUCUCCUAUCUUGGUUGUGCUAUCCAGCUUGGCUCAGGUGCUUUCUUUGGCGGAAUUGAAGUCUGUGUUCAACUGCUUAUAGGAUCUUACACAUGUGGUUUUCUUAAUGCUUCCUCCUGUACUCUUUUCUUCUUUUCUUCUAACUUCUGUGGACCAAACAGAAUCAAUCAUUUUUUCUGUGAUUUGACCCCUUUAGUUGAACUCUCCUGUUCAGAUGUCAGGAUCCCCACAGCUAUUACUACAUUUUAUUUUGGGACUAUAGGUGUGAUCACAUUGUUAGUCAUAGGUACCUCCUAUACCUACAUCCUCAUCACCAUCCUGAAGAUGCCCUCUACUGAGGGUCGCCAUAAGGCCUUCUCCACCUGCACCUCCCACCUCACUGCAGUCACUUUGUACUAUGGGACCACCACAUUCAUUUAUGUGAUGCCCAAGUCCAGUUACUCCACCGACCAGAAUAAGGUGGUGUCUGUGUUCUACACUGUGUUGAUCCCCAUGUUGAACCCUCUCAUCUACAGUCUGAAAAAUAAUGAGAUUAAGGGAGCUCUGAAGAGGCAACUUGGUAAGAAAAUAUUUUCUGAGAGAUGUCUUUUGUAG